AUGAACCAAGUUCGUCAUGCCACCCUAGAACUGUUAGAUCUGCCCGUCGAAACCCUCGUAUACAUAUUCAACCAUCUGGAUGGCUACGAACUGGCGCGAGCACGUCGAGUAUGCCACAAUAUUCGACACAUGAUUGACUCUUCCUCGGAGUUGUUGUAUCCGAUUGACCUCAAGUAUUUCAACUCAAUUCCAGUCCCUUCACCUGGACCAGAUCACACCGUCGCAUCGCUUCGCGAAUCACUUCGACAAAGCGAAUUUGCAUGGCAGAAAGCCAAAUAUUUCAAAAGUAAUCCCGUCUCUAUACCGUAUACGUAUAUCACCGAUGACGUGUUCAUGUGGUCUGGCGGUAUUCUGGCACUCGAUCCGCAAGUGACAGACCCUGAUCAUAGCACAAGCUUACGUGAAUGGGACUACCACUUCGAUGGCGAAUUCCCACUCUGCGAUUUUUCACCCAUACAAGACCUUUUGAUUUGCCUUGUCAAAGCAUCCCCAGGGUCGCUUUCAGAGCCUGAUGAAGUCCAUCCUGAAGCUGGAUCCGCUGUGGUGAAAACCAUCGACGAAGAGGUCGACUUCGAAUCAUUGGACCCCUCCAGCACUGUGUCAUUCUCCAUCUUCGGGCAUUAUUGUGGCAUUUUGUCCAGAAAGGUUUUCAACGCACAUGGUGACCUAGUCGAAAGUUUGCAAAUUUGGAACUGGAAGUCGAAGGACGUUUCUCUGUGCCUCAAGCCGGCUCAUGAAAUUCUGCAUUUCAGUUUUCUAACAAACGAAACAAUUCUCGUCGUCAACAGCGAGGAACUACUGUUAUAUUCCCUCGUUGAUUUCCCCGAUGCUCUUCAUCUUACUGCCAAAUUCUCGCUCCCUGCCUUGCGGACAUCCUGUAGAUAUGAAGAAAUCCGUAUCAAGGACUCCAUCUCGUCCCAUUCCCGCAUGCAUGAUCAUAUCAUCAAUAUCAACAUGAAGAUUCUUGGGGACCAUAGCGUCUUUUCAAGUUGUGUCGCAUUGUAUGUCGAGCGCAACACCCUGUUGGAACUCCAGUCGACCUACACGCGCCAAUAUGGAAAAGCAAGCGACAGUUCCCCUAAUUUGCCUUGGUCUGAAUGGGGGUUAAAAUAUACCCGAUCCUUCAGAGGAGACUUGCUCGAUACUUGCAAAAAUGUCGUCUUUGGUUUACGGGCUGUAUCUUUUGUCGGCUCCCAGAUAAGGCCUCCUUUGCCGCGGGCACUGUGUAUCCGCGAUUUCAACCCUCAUCGAGUAGCGGACUUCAAGGCUGGGAAUGGCAUUAGAUGGAAUCAACGACUCAUCGAGGGCAACUUAUUGGAUUCAGGUGCGGAUAUGUUCCUCGAGCCACUUGGGUCUGGACUUCCGUAUAUCGAGACUAUCACUGAAGAGGAGUUCCUUGGAGUCGAUUUAAUAGCAGAAGGAAACAAGGUGAUGGUGCUAUCCUUCGAUUUCGUGGGCAGACUUGACAAGAGCAUCGAGAUACUUAAUUUCGAGUAGUUAUUUAUCUCAAGCUUCAUGUUAUUUGAGCCUUUCAAUUCAUUUUGCGUCUUA
Messenger RNA from Suillus discolor, 1551 nucleotides. RefSeq lists its product as uncharacterized. The record is from RefSeq and is a predicted model, not a curated record. Gene Ontology annotation, molecular function: protein binding. The transcript has 5 exons. The coding region runs from base 1 to 1497 and encodes 498 amino acids. NCBI's taxonomy places the organism in Eukaryota, Fungi, Basidiomycota, Agaricomycetes, Boletales, Suillaceae.